AUGAUCCAGGACGAGGAACGUACGUCUUUUACGACAACUACAGACGACGAAGAGACGGAUCUUGAACAUAUGGAUGAACAUACAUCUUUACGUCGAUGUGCACAGAAUGAUGAUCAUUCACUUGAUUCCCCACUUGAAAAAAAUAAUCACGAAAAUGAACCUACAAAGACUAAAAAAAUAACCAAUUUGGACUCUAAGGACCCCAAUUUAAAUGCACAAAAAGGAGCCUUACGUCAAGGUUCAGCCCCAAAAUUAUUAUCUCGUGAAAGUAUUGGUCUUAUUUCGCAAUAUGCAGCUGUGGGGCUUGUAUAUGGAGUAUUACCGAGUACAAUAACUCCUUUUUUAACCUAUUAUUUAAAUAUGGAAGGGACGGCGACAACAUCAGCUCGAGCUUUAAUUUCUAUUCCCUGGAGUUUUAAAGUGUUUAUUGGAGUGAUUUCUGAUUGUAUACCACUUUUUGGAUAUCGAAGACGAUCCUAUAUGGUCCUUGGAUGGUCCGUAACUGUCUUGUGUCUAGUAAUGAUGGCCAUGUCGACAUUAGAAGAACCAUAUUUUCCUGACCCUGACAUGAGAAAUAUCAAACCAAUUGAUUAUUCAAUUGAAAUGACCCAGUCACUUAAUAAAAAUGCACCUAAUAGUGGAGCCAAGUACAUUGUACUUAUGAUGUUUGCUACACUGGGAUAUCUAUUUGCUGAUGUCGCAGCAGAUGCUGUCGUCGUGGAGUACGCUCAACGUGAACCAGAAGAGACACGUGGACGUACGCAAACGGCAAUCUAUACCGUACGAACGCUCUUUAAUGUACUAGCACAAACUAUUACGGGCUUUGGACUUAGCUCACCGGAUUAUGGGGGUAGUUUUGAGUUUGGGAUUUCAUUUCCAGAUACAAUGUUACUAUUAGCCAUUUUCUGUUUACCUGUCAUUCCAAUGACGUGGAUGUAUGUGCAUGAAGAAGUCGUGAAGGAGCGACCACUCUUUAGAAAGUACAUUGGUGAUUUGUGGGGUGCUAUCCAGAGCCGUGCGGUCUAUCAGGUGAUCGCCUAUAGCUUUCUAUCGGGUGUGUUUAGUGGAUUUACAUAUGUGGCUCAGGACCCAAUGACAUCGUACUGGGUCCAUGCAACGAGCUUUAACUUGAGCUUGAGCAGCAUUUUUGGUAGCUUUGUGACAGUGGUGACGCUUACCUUAACGGGUAAGUAUGGGCUGCAUUGGAACUGGCGGACAAUGCAAGUAGUGACUAUGGUGAGUGUGGUCGCACUCGAUGCCAUGUGUACUAUGCUAGUAACGUGGGACAUUGUCCGUAAACAGUGGUUUUGGUUGGGCGUAUCGAUUGUUGAGGCCGUGCCCGAUGCUGUCGGGUUUAUCAUAUCGACAUACGUGGUCGUGGAAUUAGCUGGUCGUGGCAACGAAGGAGCGAUAUAUGGCUUAUUAACCACGGUGAGCAACUUGGGUGGACCAUUUGCCCUCACAUUGACAAAGAACGUGAACGCAUCUUUUAAGGUAUACAACGAGGACAUUUUGAAUGAUACGGAGGAGGUGCGUCGUGACGUGACUAUUACGAUCCUGAUUUCUUACGGUAUGAAGCUGUUGGCAUUGAUUUUCCUGCCUUUGCUGCCUCGCCAGAAGGCUGAAGCGCAGGCUCUCAAAAAGUCGGGUGGCAGCAGUCGUCGCAUGGGCAUGUUUACUAUCGCAUACUUAUCGUUUGCGCUAAUAUGGGCGAUUUUAACAAAUUUGCUGGGCAUCUUCGAGACCACUCGAUGCUGGGUCAUUACAGGUGGCUGCAAGGAUUAA
Messenger RNA from Peronospora farinosa, 1785 nucleotides. The record is from the annotation of a GenBank genome assembly. Lineage: Eukaryota; Oomycota; Peronosporomycetes; Peronosporales; Peronosporaceae.